Brassica oleracea var. oleracea is the source of this 1033-nucleotide messenger RNA. Its product is annotated as expansin-A2. Gene Ontology annotation, cellular component: extracellular region. The transcript has 3 exons. The coding region runs from base 49 to 819 and encodes 256 amino acids. The record is from RefSeq and is a predicted model, not a curated record. Lineage: Eukaryota; Viridiplantae; Streptophyta; Magnoliopsida; Brassicales; Brassicaceae. Gene Ontology annotation, biological process: plant-type cell wall organization.
UAUCACUCAACUUCCACUUCUUUCCUCCUAAUCUUUUGCCCCAGUAAAAUGAUGAAUCUCACAAAAAUUUCUCAUGUUUUAGUUAUUUCACUAUGCACCCUCACCUUCUGCUUCUGCCGGAUAAACUCCUACGACAACGGGGGCUGGGAGAGAGGCCACGCCACUUUCUACGGCGGAGCUGAUGCAUCCGGCACAAUGGGAGGUGCGUGUGGGUACGGUAACUUAUACAGCCAAGGCUACGGACUGCAAACCGCGGCGCUGAGCACGGCUUUGUUCAGAAGCGGUCAGAGGUGUGGUGCUUGUUUUGAACUACGUUGUGUGGACGAUCCUCAGUGGUGCCUCGCUGGUUCCAUCAUCGUCUCGGCUACAAACUUCUGUCCACCAAACUAUGCCUUAGCCAACGAUAAUGGUGGUUGGUGCAACCCUCCCCUUCAGCACUUUGACUUGGCCCAGCCUGCCUUUCUCCAGAUCGCUCAGUACCGAGCUGGGAUCGUUCCCGUCGCAUUCAGAAGGGUUCCAUGUGAGAAACCUGGAGGGAUAAGGUUUACUAUAAACGGGAACUCGUACUUUGAUCUGGUGCUGAUCACAAACGUGGGUGGUGCUGGAGAUGUUAUGGCCGUAGCCCUGAAAGGAUCAAAGACUAAUAAGUGGCAAUCCAUGUCGAGAAACUGGGGACAAAAUUGGCAAAGCAACAGUUACCUCAGAGGUCAAAGCCUCUCUUUUCAAGUCACUACGAGCGAUGGCCGGAGUGUUGUGAGCUACGAUGUUGUCCCUAGGGAUUGGCAGUUCGGUCAAACUUUUGAAGGAGGACAAUUCUAAAUUCUGUAUGAGGAGAACAUUAAUAGAUAUACACAACAAGAGUCAAAUGAUUGUGUUUAAGACAAAGUCUGUACGCUACUCUUUUAUAGUCAUAAGAAAUGCGCUGAAGAAAUUAAUGUAGUAGUUGGAAAAAAAAAUUAAUUAUAUACUUUGCAUAUGUCCGUCUAGUACAAGGUCGUUAACAACAAGAAAAUACUACAAACCGUAUAAUAAA